ACGUGCAUCAAUUCCUCUUUGACCCCAGAGUUAAUCUGCAUUCAGAUUUAGAUUGACGCUCCAAUAUAUUUCUCAGUUGCUGGAUUUUAGGCUAUUCCGUUGCCGCUGCAUUUAUGUAGUUGUUACUGUUAUUUCUUAAAGUCCGGGAAGCUUGAUUAGAUUCAAUCGGUUUUGUGUCCGUUUUGCUCAACACCGCAGAGGGUCUACAUUUUCCGAACCGAACGCUAACACAAGUUGUUUAGCCUAUGCUAUGUGCGUGAUGUACCACAGUGAGGAUAGACAGUAGUCCAUCUGCAAUAAAGACGAAAAGAAGAUGGUGAUCAUUGCUCCUCCAAAUGUAGCAUCUAAAUGCUCGAAAGCGAUGGCGAAGCCUUUCUUCUCUCUAAAGCUAUUUCUUUGGGUGUUUUUACUCGCUAAUCUUCCUACAAGAUCCCUCCAGACUGAAAAUGACGAUGAUGUGACAAACAAAACGUGGGUGUUGACUCCCAAAGUGUACGAGAGCGAUGUCACCAACAUCCUAAACAGCCUACUAGAUGGCUACGAUAACAAACUGCGACCAGAUAUAGGAGUAAAACCAACCGUGAUCCACACUGACAUGUUUGUCAACAGUAUUGGCCCAGUGAAUGCUAUCAAUAUGGAGUACACCAUCGACAUAUUUUUUGCCCAGACGUGGUAUGACCGGAGGUUAAAGUUCAACAGUACCAUGAAGGUCUUGCGUCUCAACAGCAACAUGGUGGGCAAGAUCUGGAUCCCUGACACCUUCUUCCGCAACUCCAAGAAGGCCGACGCCCACUGGAUCACCACACCCAAUCGUAUGCUCCGGAUCUGGAACGAUGGACGGAUACUCUACACACUGCGGUUGACUAUUGAUGCCGAGUGCCAGCUUAAACUGAACAACUUCCCAAUGGAUGAGCACUCCUGUCCGCUGGAGUUUUCCAGCUAUGGCUACCCCAGAGAGGAGAUAGUGUACAAGUGGAAGAGAAGCUCCGUGGAGGUGGGAGACAUCCGCUCCUGGAGGCUCUACCAGUUCUCCUUCGUUGGCCUGAGGAAUACCAGCGAGAUUGUCAGGACUGUGUCAGGAGAUUACGUUGUGCUGACAGUCUUCUUCGACUUGAGCAGAAGGAUGGGUUACUUCACCAUUCAGACCUACAUCCCCUGCACUCUCAUCGUUGUUCUCUCCUGGGUCUCCUUCUGGAUCAACAAGGAUGCUGUGCCUGCUAGAACAUCCUUAGGCAUCACCACUGUGCUGACCAUGACUACGCUGAGUACCAUAGCCAGGAAGUCGCUGCCUAAGGUGUCCUACGUGACGGCCAUGGACCUCUUUGUGUCCGUAUGCUUCAUCUUCGUCUUUGCCGCGCUGAUAGAAUACGGAACACUGCACUACUUUGUAAGCAACAGGAAGCCAAGCACAAAAAAGGACAAGAAGAAGAAAAACCCGCUCCUCCGGCUAUUUUCCUCAAAGACCCCUACGGUGGACAUACGCCCUCGCUCAGCCACCGCCAUCCAGAUGAACAACGCCACCCACAUGCAGGAGCGGGAUGAGGAGUAUGGCUACGAGUGCCUGGACGGCAAGGACUGCACCAGCUUCUUCUGCUGUUUCGAGGACUGCCGCUCUGGGGCCUGGCGGCAUGGGCGGUUGCACAUCCGUGUCGCCAAGAUAGACUCGUACGCUCGCAUCGGUUUCCCCACCGCUUUCGGUCUCUUUAACCUGGUUUACUGGAUCUCCUAUCUCUAUCUCUAGAUCCAGCGUGUAGCCAGACGUAGAAUAUACGUUCUGCUCCAACAAGACCAUUUUUAAGAAGGGGACCCACUGAAAUGUUUUCCUUUUAUUUUUGUUUCUCUUUUAUUUCAUUAUUUGAUCAUUCAUAUUUUUUAAAGCAAAAGUUGUAGCAAACCCAAUAGGCAUGCAGGGAUCUGGAGUCUGAUAGUGGAACUACGACUGUGCUUUGUGUAAGCAAGAACCUAAGCUCACCAUAGUGAUUCUGCAUGACUACGUUUCCCAGAUUCCCCUUGGUCAGGUAUUGGUUUAUGUAGAAGUUAUUCAAUAUCAGGGCCGCUUCAAUGUUUUAUUUGUAUUUGCCCUUAGUCAGCAUAUUAGAUCACAGUUUUUUUGUAUGAACAAGUUACGCAUGCAUGUGCUACACAAGACAAAUGGCAGAUAUGUCAGAUAUGACAUCAGCUUAUUUUUAUUUAUCGCUAUAUUCAUCCAUCCAAAAUACAAAAAGCACUUUAAUAGUUAUAUAGGUUGAACAGUAAGUAUGAUUUUACAUUUUACUUUGAUGUUUCUUUUAGCUAACUGUUAAACAUUACUUUAGCAGUGUUAAACAUGACUUUAGCAGUGUUAAACAUGACUUUAGCAGUGUUAAACAUGACUUUAGCAGUGUUAAACAUGACUUUAGCAGUGUUAAACAUGACUUUAGCAGUGUUAAACAUGACUUUAGUAGUGUUAAACAUGACUUUAGCAGUGUUAAACAUGACUUUAGCAGUGUUAAACAUGACUUUAGCAGUGUUAAACAUGACUUUAGUAGUGUUAAACAUGACUUUAGCAGUGUUAAACAUGACUUUAGCAGUGUUAAACAUUACUUUAGCAGUGUUAAACAUGACUUUAGUAGUGUUAAACAUUACUUUAGCAGUGUUAAACAUGACUUUAGCAGUGUUAAACAUUACUUUAGCAGUGUUAAACAUGACUUUAGCAGUGUUAAAACAUUACUUUAGCAGUGUUAAACAUGACUUUAGCAGUGUUAAACAUGACUUUAGCAGUGUUAAACAUUACUUUAGCAGUGUUAAACAUGACUUUAGCAGUGUUAAACAUGACUUUAGCAGUGUUAAAACAUUACUUUAGCAGUGUUAAACAUGACUUUAGCAGUGUUAAACAUGACUUUAGCAGUGUUAAACAUUACUUUAGCGAUGUUAAACAUGACUUUAGCAGUGUUAAACAUGACUUUAACAGUGUUAAACAUUACUUUAGCAGUGUUAAACAUUACUUUAGCAGUGUUAAACAUGACUUUAGCAGUGUUAAACAUGACUUUAACAGUGUUAAACAUGACUUUAACAGUGUUAAACAUGACUUUAACAGUGUUAAACAUGACUUUAGCAGUGUUAAACAUUACUUUAGCGAUGUUAAACAUGACUUUAGCAGUGUUAAACAUGACUUUAACAGUGUUAAACAUUACUUUAGCAGUGUUAAACAUUACUUUAGCAGUGUUAAACAUGACUUUAGCAGUGUUAAACAUGACUUUAACAGUGUUAAACAUGACUUUAACAGUGUUAAACAUGACUUUAGCAGUGUUAAACAUGACUUUAGCAGUGUUAAACAUGACUUUAGCAGUGUUAGACAUGACUUUAGCAGUGUUAAACAUGACUUUAGCAGUGGUAAACAUGACUUUAGCAGUGUUAGACAUGACUUUAGCAGUGUUAAACAUUACUUUAGCAGUGUUAAACAUGACUUUAGCAGUGUUAAACAUUACUUUAGCAGUGUUAAACAUUACUUUAGCGAUGUUAAACAUGACUUUAGCAGUGUUAAACAUGACUUUAGCAGUGUUAAACAUUACUUUAGCAGUGUUAAACAUGACGUUAGCAGUGUUAAACAUGACUUUAGCAGUGUUGAACGUGACUGUAGCAGUGUUAAACAUUACUUUAGCAGUGUUGAACGUGACUUUAGCAGUGUUAAACAUGACUUUAGCAGUGUUAAACAUGACUUUAGCAGUGUUGAACGUGACUUUUUUUCAUGUGUGGUCAGAGCGCUAGAAAAGACUGUUUAUGGUCGACUGUACAGACACUGUGUAUAUAUGUUAUUAUGUAGUGGUUUACAUUUAUUGCAUGCACCUUUCUGGCCAAAAUUCAACACGUUUUAAGGUAUUCUAUUGUUGGCUAUGGAUGCAAAAAAAGAACACGGCUGAUUAUUCAUCUUUUUUUGAGGAAAAGUAGAAAAUUAGACAAAAAUACUUUCAGAUGUUGACUUCUAAGUUCAUGUUCAUCUCCACCAAUAUGUAUUAAAACAGGAUCAAUACAGACCUUACAGGCAAAAAAAAACGUUAUAUCAACUUUUAUGAACGUAUAGUGAUCUGAGAACCUAAUCUUCCUUUUCAAACACUUCAAUUGACACAGGUGUGGCUGUGCUGGCUCCUAUGGGAAGUGUGUAGAUAAGAAAUAGGCAUCAAAAUCAUCCAACAAAUAUUCUGCUCCUUUUUCUCCCCGACAACCACUUGGUAGACGUGAGUAUUACACAAACACAGCAAGCAGUGUUUUACUUCAUUCAGCUGGCACGUUGAGUGUCUACACUGGAAGCGGCUGUAGUUCUGAAUGCCUACACCCAUCAAAAUGCCCAAACUCUCAGUGACAGAAAACACACUCCCAUUUGCCAUAAGACUGAACAGCAUUGCUUAGUCACUGCAUUAAAACAGAUCAAUCUGUCUCAAUGGGUGGUUUAGGGGGACUUAAGGCAAAAAAACAAACUAUUUAACUGGAGGAAUAUUGCUGAACUUGACAGCUCCGUGGAGAAGAAAGCAUCUGCUUGUGACCAGACCAGAUGCAUAAGCCUUACUCUCUUUGAAGAGAAACACUGUGGAAAUUACAAUGAUCUGACGCUGAAAACAUAUUUAAAGAUCUGGGAGAAGUUCAGGAAUUCAUUCUGGUUUGUUUUGUUGUUGUUUUUUCCAGUGUUUAUGAUGCAUCAUUAAAUCAUUCAUGUGUCAGUACGACAUUACUCAUGUACUGUAUAGUGUAGCACAUUGUGAACGUCAAAAUAAGUACUCAAACUGCUUUGAGUAGUAAUGUGCUUCACAUCAUACGGUACAGAGGUCUUACAAUGCAACUUGAGGGAUAUUUAUAUACCCAAAUCAUAGCCAACCGUUUCCAAACGAGUACCUUAGGCAAAGGCAGCCCAAGGAUGUUAAAGAGCAGUGCUUGAAUCGAAAUAAAUAAGUCAUUAUGCAUAUUGUAAGUCACAUGAUAUUAUGUACAUAGUCGAUCACAAAAGGAAACACUUAACAAACCCUUACAUUUUUGAAUGGGGAACUUAUUGGUUUGUUGUCUUUCCUUCAUUUAACCCUUUUCAUUUAUAUCAUUAUAUUAUGCUUGAACCUGUGGGAUAUUGGGGGGUAUUUUUCAAGGAAAUUGUACUUCCCUAUUUUAGAUGGCCCUUAACAAAACAGAGAUGGAGAAUGUCAUUUGUCAACAACGAGACACACUUUCGUUCUAUGUAGAAAUUAAUUUAUCGUGUUGUAGUUGUAUUAUUUUCCAUGUUGUGGUCUACAUAGGCGUUAAAGACCAGUUAUAGUCUGUUCAUUGAAUGUUAUGGCUAAAAAGGUAGGUGGCAAAGUUACUUAUUAACCAGCCUCAAUUGAAAAUAUAUUUUCAGACAUUUUACUGUGAUGUUAGCUACUCCCUGAGGUACUGAACAGAUGUGCUACUCUAGAGUGAUCUUCAGAGUUUCUGAAUUAACUGUACUACUAAUGUUAGUUGAAUGAAGUGGAAACUGAAGCGCUUUCAUUCACUAGUGGUCCUAUAUAUUGUACCUGUUGAGAAGCUAUCACUCAGUAACAGGGUGUGUCUUAAGCAUGUAUGUUGUUUUUUGCACUUCUUGAAAAGAAAGGAAUUUAUUUUUUGGGCCACUUGAUAGUUUACUUAAGGUCCAAUGCAGCCUAUUUCUGGGUAACAAUUAAGAACCUUACUGUGAUAGUUUUUUCAAAAAUGAACAAAAAUAGCUUCUUAGCGAAGAGCAAUUUCUCGAGCAAGAAUUUUGCUAGGACCUUCUGGGAGUGGUCUGAAAACUAUCUGUGAAUGGCGGAGAGGUUUGGAACUCUCUUAUUUACAUUUUAGUAACUUAGGAGACGCUCUUAUCCAGAGCAACUUACAGGAGCAAUUAGGGUUAAUUGCCUUGCUCAAGGGAACAUCGACAGAUUUUUCACUUAGUCAGCUCAGGGAUUUGAAUCAGCAAGCUUUUGGUUGCUGGCACAACGCUUGUAACUGCUAGGCUACUUGAUGUCACCAGGCAGGCCAAAACUGAAAUUACAGGUGGUCUUUUCAAACAGCUCUUACACUAAAAGGGCAUUAUCAUAAUUUUCUCAAUUUUACAGUAUUAUUCCAACCUCAUAGUCUGAAAAUGUAUUUUUUUUAAACAAAACAUUUUAGACUGCACUGGGCCUUUAAUAUGUAGUGUUUACUUCUUUUAAAAUGUAAAGGAAUGAAAGGUUAUGGAAGAACAACUAAGUGCCAAACUUUGACACAAAUGUGAUAUAUCCUUUCAGAAACCCAUAGUAUCCAAUGAUCUCUAAAUCGAAAUGAACUGUUUUGCUGCACUGGAAUUUUUGGAAAUAAUGUGUGAACGAGAAAAACCCGUUUUGUGUUCUUAGAGAAAAUAUAUUUAACACCAUUUUUAUAUCAUUUACUAUUGACACAUACAGCAUGAAAAUAUGACAAACAUGUGACUUUUAUUUGCAUAUCUUUAACAUUUUCUCAUGGUCUAUUGCUUAUGAACAAAUAUCCAGGCACAAGGACUGGUGCUUGUGCCUAGCUUUAGCUUUAUCUAAAUGUCUCCUUCUUUCAGCACACUUUCAUAAAUUCAAGUUUCACCAAUGAAAAGAGAAUGAGUUAUCAUAAGGCAUUAUGUUUUGUUUGUUUAUAUGAAGGACUGAGUGCAGUCAUAAAGUAGAGAUGUUUUAAACUGAGGAAGUAGUUACUGAGGUAUCAAGCCAACCAGUCAUUAGAGCUUGAGAGGUCAUGUUAUUGAACGGCGAUGGCAUAUAAAAUCUGAUUAUUAUCAACUAUUUAAAUAUUACUUUACUAUAACCACAAAAAAAACAUUAUUUUGUAUUUUUGUGAUUUCUUGAUUUUCUUGUGCUAGUUUACAGUAUGGUACAUACAGUUGUAUAAACUGUUGAAGGUUUUGGAAGUCUGCUGGUACUUGCAAAGAUAUCAUAAAAUAUACAGUAUUUGCACAAGAUAUAUAGGUCAAUCACAAAGAUGACUAUAUUUGACAUUUAUUAAGUAAUGUGGUAUCAAUCAGCUUAAUUUGGCCUCAUGCCUUGCCUCUGUCUAUUCCACCAUCACAUUUAUGUUAGCUGAAGACUCAACAAUCACGGAAGACAGAGUUAUUUUAUUUUGGGCAAACUAUAAAUAAGACCCAUGUGAAGAUCACAUGUCGAUCAUUUAUAUUGUUAUAUAUUUUGUCAGACUGGGAAAAACAAUAAAAUAUACCACACCAUCAUUGCUGUAUUGGGUUCCAAAAACAAAAUAAAUAUAUUAUAAAUUCCAUUGAUAUGUUAGACGUUUGCCAUCUCUAUAUAUUUCUUGAGGAUAUUGAUGAAUUAUUCUUGGGGUCUGCAUAAUACACUAAAUGUACUGAAAAUAUCCUUUUCAUAAGGGAUUUGCACACAGCUGUGUGAAUUUUAUAAUAAAAUUAUUGCAUUUA
Messenger RNA from Oncorhynchus keta (chum salmon), 7411 nucleotides. Its product is annotated as gamma-aminobutyric acid receptor subunit gamma-2. Gene Ontology annotation, cellular component: dendrite membrane; postsynapse; GABA-A receptor complex. The transcript has 10 exons. Gene Ontology annotation, molecular function: GABA-gated chloride ion channel activity; transmitter-gated monoatomic ion channel activity involved in regulation of postsynaptic membrane potential; GABA-A receptor activity. Gene Ontology annotation, biological process: nervous system process; synaptic transmission, GABAergic; signal transduction. NCBI's taxonomy places the organism in Eukaryota, Metazoa, Chordata, Actinopteri, Salmoniformes, Salmonidae. Bases 314 to 1741 code for a protein of 475 amino acids. The record is from RefSeq and is a predicted model, not a curated record.